Molecule: messenger RNA, 1374 nt
Organism: Schistosoma curassoni
Lineage: Eukaryota; Metazoa; Platyhelminthes; Trematoda; Strigeidida; Schistosomatidae
Source: the annotation of a GenBank genome assembly
GAUUUUCUUAAUUUGAGGCUGUUGCAGUUAAUCUCAUCUUUUUCAUUGAUAUCGACUUACACAAAGUGAGAUCACCUCUUACACCUACAAGUAGUUACAGCAAACCUUUGAUGAAAAGCGUUUAUAAUUUGUUUUCACGCUCAAGUAUAUAUUGCGUCCGGGGUCUAUCUAAUAGCUUUCUUUAUGGAGAUGAAAUACUAGUUUCUAAUAAAGCCUUAGAGGUCAAAAAACAUAGAAAGCGUCAAGUUAACAUUAAUACUCAUUGUGCAGAAAAUGUGCCGGUUUGUAAUACAAAGAAAAAUUUUUAUCCUGAGUUAAAUGAAAAUGAUUUGAAAAUCAGAGAGGUAAUACUUCAAAGUAAGGUAUCACUAUCACAUGAUGGUUCUGGAAAAAAUGAAUCUUGUAAAUAUCCUACAAUUAUUCUAGAAGGAAGCAAACUAAUAUCAGAUGCACUUGCAACAGGGGCGAAAGCCACAUCUUUGUUCUUUUCUUCACAGGAUGCUCUGCAAAAAGUCGGUGAUUUAAGCAACGUAUUAAGUAUCUACUAUGUUAAUCAUCGAGUUAUGGAUAAAAUCUCGUCACUUCAAUCUCCUCCCGGAGUAAUAGCCCUUUUUGAAUUACCACAACAAGACUGCUUCAAGGAAAAAAAUGCGAAGUUUCACUUACCUGUUACUCUUAUACUUGACCGAAUUAAUGAUCCUGGAAAUAUGGGCAGUUUGAUCCGUUCUGGUGCAUGUUUUGGUUUGGAUUCUAUUUUGGUGACUAAAGGUAGUGUUGAUAUUUGGAAUACAAAAGUGAUACGGGCAGGAAUGUCUGGUCAUUUCCGCAUACCUGUCUAUCAAGGACUAAGCUGGACCGAUAUUAGUCGAUACUUUGGAAUACGUGAUGGUUCGUCCUCUCAUAUUAAAGUCUUUGUAGCCGACCCUGAACCACUCUUGACUGAUAAAUUAAUCGAAUCAGCAUGGAAAAAAGACCAAACUAACCAUCAGUCACAAUAUACUAAUGAGUGCAAAAUAUCAGUCGAGUGUGAAGCUAUUGAUUUUCUUACUCCUGAGUCAACAGAUUCCGCAUAUCGCUUACCUGUACAAACUAUCCCACAUUUUGCAGUAAACUAUAUUCCUUCCGAAUAUAACUCUGCGGAACAUGAUUGUCGUUUAGCUGUUGUUAUUGGAUCUGAAAUUCAUGGUGUUUCUCCGGAAGCUUUUCAUUUAGUUCAUCUUACCGGUGGUUCUCGACUUGUUAUCCCAUCUGCAGAUAGAAUAAACAGCUUGAAUGUUUUAUCAGCUGCUUCAGUUUUGCUAGGAGAAAUACAACGUCAAUUUUUGUGUUCUUAAUGGAAUGUAUUUUUUUACGAAUAAACAAAUUUUUAUCCAG